GUGGGUGAAACUGUCUCACUCCAAGUGAAUCCGAGAAUAGAGGUGAUAGAUUCUUCCAAUAGAACAUCGAAAUGCGAGAGGUUACAUAUCAAUGGAUUACAAAGGCUUAACCACAUUGAUAAAUACGCACAUUCACUGAAGCUGGUCCUUUCAAGUAAUACUUCCAACAUUCUAAGAACAAGUACACACGUUUGCUUCCACAGGAAUUCGUCUUCUGCAAUUGGAAUGUGUCCUCAUGGUCAGUGGACGAAACUAUCCGAAGGUUCUUGGGUCGGGGUCAUGUCACCGUUUGACUACAAGAUCCUCGAUGUAAGAACAUCUUGUGGUGGCUCAUCUAAAGCCAUCUUGGAGUUUUCUGCUACACAAGAGUUCUUCAUGUACCGUAUUGUGUUUUUAAUCAUGGGGACUGUGUUGCUGAGCUCGGCUUCUACAUUGAGUAUGUCAUUACCAUUUUACUACUUCUGUGCCGUUUCCUUUGGGAUUAUCAUUCUUGUAACUCUUAUCAUUAACCAGGGGAUGAAGCGUCUCCUAACUGGAGGGAAGAGUCGUCUUGAGUUGUUUCUAUACUCAUCCAUGAUUGGUGUGGGAGGUUACUCUCUUCAAUACUUUAACGGUUUAAUUCAACAUCUGCUAAUGCAGAUAGGAGCCAGUGAAGAUUUGUACAUCAUUAUGGCGAUUCUUGCGGGUGCCUUUGUAUUUCUGUUUGGAGCAUGGUCAGGAUUUUGGACUGUCAAGAAAUUUCUUGUGACGAAAGAUGGUUCUGUUGACAUUACCACAUCAGUCUUUGUCUCUUGGACCAUUCGAGCUUUCGCUGCGAUUCUGAUUCUUCAGAGCUCUCUUGAUCCCUUUCUUGCUGGAGGAACGUUGAUAUCUGGAAUUAUAAUCUCAUCAGCUCUAAAGAGUAUCAGCAGAAAGCUGUUAUCACAAAGAAUCGAUGAUGAAACUGAGAAUCGUAGUAGCCUCGGCUUAAACCAUUCCACUACAUUCGCUUCUCCUCUUCCUAAAGGAAUCAAAAAGAUGCAGAGGAAAACACAGCUAUCUGAUUCAGAUACAUUUCCUUCUUCAUUCCACAAAACACCAAAAGGGAGAAGAAAGUUUAGUAAGAAAGAAUUGGAAAAGUUCAGUAGAGAGAGCACGGAAAAGGCGGUGAAGGAGCUGGUUUCUUCACCCGGUUUUGGUGAAUGGGCGGCGAAAAACGCCAGAAGAAUCAUUGUGAAUCCGAUAGAGGUUAAGCGACGAGAUGGUUCCUCUGAUUCUGAGAAGCAAGCAGCCAGUGAAAACUAUUUCAACCGGAAGGAGAGUGUAGAGACUCUUGUAACAUUG
This is a messenger RNA of Thlaspi arvense, 1323 nucleotides long. NCBI's taxonomy places the organism in Eukaryota, Viridiplantae, Streptophyta, Magnoliopsida, Brassicales, Brassicaceae. The record is from the annotation of a GenBank genome assembly.